CUUGCUGGUGCUUUGUUCUCCUCAACAAACAGUCUGAUGCUUUUUACUAAUUACUAUAUUAAUAUGUAGCUACAACAUGCAUUUUAUACUGUAGGAUAAUGUUUAUAUAUAUGUGUUUGUGUAAUGUGUUACGCUAUAAAAUUCUAUUAGACAGGUACAUAUGCAACAUUUUAAGCGUAUACAUGUGCAUAUAUGUUAUAUAGGUACAUAUAUAUAUACGGAUUAAAAUGAUAUUUAUAUUUGUGCAUUAUAUUACAAAACCCUAUGUAGAUGCAUGUACAUAUAGUAUUAAAGUUUAUACUCGUGGACUAUAUUACAUUAUAAGAUGAUGUUACUUUAUAUGUUGUGUGUGAGUUAUAUAUACUGCGUUGUGCACCUUGGCCCAGAGUAGUGUUUUUUUGACUGGGGUGUACACGUAUAUGGUUGAAUGCCAAUAAGCAACGCAUACAAAAUGCUGGAGGAACUCAGCAGAUCAGGCAGCAUCUAUGAAAAUAAAUAAACAGUUUGAAGUUUCAAGCCAGGACUGAAAAGGAAGGGGAAGACUCUAGAAGAAAAAAAGGUGGUGGGAGGGGAAGGCAGAUGGCUAGAAAGUGAUAGAUGAAGCCAGCUGGAUGGAAAACAUAGUGGAUGUGGUUAAUUAGGCCAUCAGUUAAUUGGGGCAGCUACUGAUUUGCGACAACUCUGAAAGACCAAAAGCUACUUGAGAACGUAGCUGGAAUUUCCAUUGUUCAUUUGGGACACUGCCACUUAAUUGGAGCAGGAGACUGUUGUUGAACAGUUUCUAACUUGUGUUAGUCGCAUGCACACCGUGCUUAGAGUGAACAGUUUGUAAAUAGCAUCAGUUGGUGUGUGUUUGUGUUGAAAAUGCAGUGAUUUUUGUCUCUGAUAGUUUGUGAGAAAUGAGCAUUAGGGCAAUUCAGAACUGUUUCAUUCACCGUGGGAGUGAAAAUGAAACUAUUUCACUAUUUCAACAAGUUAGGAACUACAAAGUAUUUGAAGGUAUCAAUAAUCAUCUUGAAUAUUACAAUGACAAUGAAGAUUUGGAGGAUGCGAUUGUCAAUAGCACUGUAUGAAGGCAGUCCAUCAUCUGAACUAGGUGUCUGUGAUUAUUUUGUUCAUUGCAAACACUGGAUGAAUUCCUCUGUCGCAGUUUUAUAGUACUGUAGUAUUAUAAUUUGUUCUGUAUUUCAUUUAACUACAUAAUUUGUUACUCAGUUUGCCUUUUUUUAUACUUUAACUUUUUCCAUGAAACUUCGGCUAAUCAGGGUAGCCAUUUAUUGGCAGACGCAAAUGUACUGGUCCCAAUGUGUCCCAAUUAACCAAAAUCCACUGUAUUCUGUUACUUAUAAGACCAUAAGACAUAGGAGCAGAAUUUUAGGCUAUUUGGCCCAUUAAAUCUGCUCCGCCAUUCAAUCAUGGCUGAUCCUUUUUUUCCUGUCUUCUCCUCAACCCCAGUUCCCAGCCUUCUCCCCGUAACCUUUGACGCCCUGACUAAUCAAGAACCUAUUAACCUCUGCUUUAAAUAUACCCAAUGACUUGGCCUCCACAGCCAUCUGUGGCAAUGAAUUCCAUAGAUUCACCACUUCUGGCUGAGGAAAUUCCUCCUCAUCUCUGUUCUAAAGAGAUGUCCUUCUAUUCUGAGGCUGUGCUCUCUGGUCCUAGACACCCCUGUCAUAGGAACCAUCCUCUCCACAUCCACUCUCUCUAGGCCUUUCAAGGCCAGGCCCUCCAACAUGGUAGUGCUGUCUUUUAAGCUUUGUAUGCACUGUUAAAUCUCCCAGAUCUUCAUGAGAUAAAUGUGUACCGACUAAGACACAGCUGUCACAAGAAGACACAGAUACUCACCAGAAUCAUCCAGUAAUCAGUAGACAACAUAAUAUUCAUUUCCUAGAUACUGUUGUGAGUAACACUGGGCUAUUAGGAAUAAAAAAUUUUAAUUUAAUUUUCUUAAUUGCUUCUUACAUAAUUGCUUUUAGUGUGAAUAUCAAGGGGCAAAGGGCCAAUUAACCAGAUUCACGUUUUAUGAUGACAACUCCACGAAUAGCUGCAAGCAAUCUGAUUUUACAUUGUCAUAGAGGUUUCGUUAUGAGGACUCCCCAACAUCCAACGAACUUUUCCUGCAUUUACGAGUCCUUCUAUACCGAAAAAAUGAAGAUAUUCAGAGAAGGAGAAUGACAAGCAGACAGCAAUGCCAUUUUAUUCUCCAGAAUCUGGUGUGACCCUGGGAUUUAGGUUUGCCAACUCUGGAUCUUUCAGAGAGCAUGGAAACAGGCUCUUUGGCCCAUCUAGGCUGAGCUGGGCAUUGACCUCCCCAUUUAACACGAAUCUAAUAUUAUUCUUUAAAGGUAAAGGUCAGCUUUAUUUGUCACAUGUGACACAUACGGUGAAAUGUGUCGUUGCGUCCCACGAGUCUCACCACACUAUAUACUAUGCCCACAAUGUACUGACCCUAACCCGUUUGUCUUUGGAAUGAGGGAUGAACCAGAACACCCAGAGGAAACGUACACAGUCAAGUCGAGUUUAUUGUCAUUUAGCUAUAUACGUACAUGUAAUGGAACGUGACAAUGUUUCUCUGAACCAGGGUGUAAAGCACAGGAGUACACAUCAACGAUAACAUAUGAAGGUAAGGGUAAGAUGAACUGUGCAUAAAUAAACAUAGUAAAGUGCAUAAAUUACAUAUUGUCGGGUACAGAACCAAUCAACCGGUGACUCUUUGAAUGCAUGCGGCAGGGAGUUUAGAAGCCUAAAGACUUGGGGAAGAAACUUGUUUCCCAUCCAGACUGUUCUUGUUUUUAUGCAUCGGAGUCUCCUGCCUGAUGGUAGAAAGUUAAAGAGGAUUCUGGAUGGAUGGGUGGGAUCCUUAGUAAUACUAGUGGCCCUGUGUACGCAGCGCUCCUGACAAAUGUCCCUGAUGGACGGUAGGGAAGCCCCUGUGUUCUCACAGUCCUUUGUAGGGACUUGCGGUCGGAUGCUCGGCCACGCCGCUUGUCAGGACGCUCCUACAAAAUGCAGGUAAGAUGGGGUGGAGAGUGGGAGCCUCACUUGCCUCAGGAAGUGGAGGUGCUGCUUGUUCAAGGAGGUGAUGGUAAGGGACCAGAUGAGGUCAUUCAUGAUGUGAACUCCCAGGAACUCAGUGUACUUAACUCUCUCUACAGGGGAGAGUGUAGAAGCACUCAUGGAGGGGAUGUACAAGCUCCACACAGCCUCUGAGGUCAGGAGGGUUUAAACUACUGUACCAGGUCUGUGAGCUUGCGAGUCCAGUGAGGAAGUUGGAAAAACAUAGCUGCAAGUCCACUGGAGAAUGGAGACCUGGAAUGGGGUUCAACGACUGUGAGUGUGGAUGGGAGGAAAGAGGUUCAUUGCUGAACAUUGUGGGCAUGCUGUUGGUGCUGGAAUGUGUGGCCCCAGGACGUGUUGAUUGUUAACACAAACGACGCAGUUCUCUGAAUAUUUCUAUGUAUGUGUGGUAAAUAAGUGAAUAUGAAUCUGAAAACUAGUCUGGGACUGCAGCAGGUAAGAAAAAUGAAACAAAUAUAAAGAUUAAAACCAGCACAUUAGCUUCAGGUGACAGACUGCUACCCUGACGUUCUCCUGUAAAAUGUCUCGACACAAUUUUGAAUUCUCUGUUCCUCAAUGAUUGCAAGCUGUCCAGGCUCUGAGGCAGCAAAGCCAGCCCCAAACUAUGAUGCUCCUUCCACCAUGCUUCACAGUUGGGAUGAGACUUUGGGGUUGAUGUGCAGUUGCCUUUUUCCUCCCAAUAUAGCCGUGUGCAUUUCUGCCAACAAGUUCAACUUUUGUCUCAUCUGUCCACAGAACGUUGUCCCGGAAACAUUGUGGAACAUCCAGGUGGUCUUCUGCAGACUUCAGAUGUACAGCAAUGUUCUUUUUGGAGAGCAAUGGUUUCCUCCGUGGUGUCCUUCCAUGAAUGGAAUGUCCUUCAAUUCCUGCUGCUGUCAAGUUUGUACGUUCUCUCUCUGACCACAUGGGUUUCCACUGGGCACCCUGUUUUCCUCCCACAUUUCAAAGAAACACAGGUUAGUAAGGGUUACUAAUUCUUGGGCAUGCAGUGCUGGUGCCAGAAGUAUGAAGACACUUGCAGGCUGCCGCAAGCACACCUCGAGCCAUGUUGGUCACUGACGCAAACGAUGCGGCUCACUGCAUGUUUCCAUGUACAGUACACUUGACUAAUACAGCUAGCCUUUAAGUCAACUAGAGGUCAUGGGUUAAGUGUGAGAGGUGAAACAAUUAAGGGGAACAUGAAGGGAAACUGCUUCACUCAGAGGGUUGUGAGAGUGUGAAUCGAGCUGCCAGUGCAAGUGAAAUUUGGAUAGGUACAUGGAUGGUCAGGGUAUGGACCAGGUGCAGAUCAAUGGGAGUAGGUAGUUUAAAUGGUUCAGCACCGACUCGAUGGGCUGAAGGGCCUCUUUCGGUGCUGUACUUUUCUAUGAAGUCCAAAAGGGAAGUCAAGCAUGGUGAGGACAGGGAGUAAAGAAGGUGUGAUGGGCUAGCUGAUUUGACCUUAGCACAAAAAGGUUGGCAAGCAAGGCAGAAAGCUACAGAGUACAGACCAACUCAUGGGAUUGUGAUAUCACAGCACCCAACAGCAUGGCAGCAAAGCAGCUUAACUCCAGCGAUCAGAAUUCAAUUCUCCGCUGCUGUACGUUCUGCGCAUGACCACGUCGAUUUCCUCCUGGUGCUCCGGUUUCCUCCCACAUACCAAAAAGACGGAUGGGUUAGGGUUAGUAUGUUGGUGCCAGAAGCGUAGCAACACUCGUGGGCUGCCUCCAGCACAUCCUCGGACCAUGUUGGUCACUGAUACAAACAACACAUUUCAUUAUGUGUUUCAAUAUGUCUCAAAUAAAGCUAAUCUUUAACUAUUGUGGAUAAAUGGAGGAGGAGACAAUGGCGCCUUAUGGCAACUCCUCUGCUUGCUUCUUUGGAAACUGCUCUAUUUCUAUCUCUAAUAUCUCUAUUUUUUCUUUUGAAGACCCGACCUGGAGUUACAUGCUGACUUUAGCUGUUUGUGGGAAUAGGACCUGCUCUUGGGGUUUCAUGACUGGCCGUUAUUUGAUAUGCCAAGGGCUCAGCCUAAGAGCUUCACUCACCUUCGGAGGUCUGGGAUCUCGUGACUCUGGAGACAGGCAGACUGAAGGUGUAUUGCAAUGUACUGCUGCCACAAAACAAUCUAUUUCACAACAUAUGCCAGUGAUAGGAAGCCUGACUCUGAGUCUCUUCACUCUCUGGAAGGCAAGCUGCAUUACCUCUACCUGCAGUUGACCCAGCAUAAGAUGAGAAAUUGUUGCAUGCUUGUUCUUGCAGAAAUGUGGCUGUGGGGCAGCAUCUGAUGCACCAUCAAUCAUCAGGCUGUGUCGCUCAGGGACUUGUACUAAUAUUAUUUGUGACGGUACUUGCUGUGUGUGACUGUACAUGCUGAGUUUAACUGUACGUGCUGUGUGUGAUGUGACGAGAAUACACAUAAAUUAAGAUGUUUGCUGGCCUGGGCUAGCAUCAGUGGCAUCAGCAGUUGGUCUGCCACCUGCCCUCAGGGGAAGGAGAGAUAAGGAACACAAUGAAGCAGCAUUUGGAGAUGUUAAUGAAGGAGCCAUCAGUCUGGGUAUUGUCAAGAUCGGCUCCCCCUUUGAACCCUGAACUGUUUGAAGUGAUGGACAGGCGAUACCCCAGCAGGGGGAUAAAAAGGGACAGGUUCGCUGAGGCAGGACGCACACGACACCCGAGGUAACGAGACCCUGGAAGCGGUGCCCCCCCCCCCCGCAAGUCGGCGGGAGUCGUUUGGAAGGCUGGUUGCGGGACCAAGCCAUAGACGCACAGGGUGGAAAGGUACGGUCAGCGGGAACCUGGUGUGUGUCCACCCUCGCUUGGGUGCUGGGUUCACUGCAGAGGAUCGACCGCAUCUGGAGGAGGGGUCACAGUCGGUGACCUCAGGUGACAUCACCAAGGACCCGCCCGAAAGCUGCUUGUGAGCAAUAUCGCCAGUCUGUGUGUGGAAGCCGUUUUGAAUGAUCAUUCGUUCUUGUUUUCUCUCUCCUUCCCCCCACAUUGUCCAUCGCCAUGGCAACGAUUACUGUGAACUGAACUAAAUUGAACUGGACUUUGUGUCACUUUGAAAUUGGUCAUUUACCCCUAGACAACGAUAGAGCUUGAUUGAUCCUGUUAUCUUAAUUCUGUGCACAUGUGUGUUUAUCAUUGCUGAACUGUUGCAUUUAUUAUCCUUUUGAUUACUGUGUUGCUUGUUUCUUUAAUAAAGCUUUCUUAGUUCUAGUAAUCCAGACUCCAACUGAGUGAUCCAUUUCUGCUGGUUUGGCAACCCAGUUACGGGGUACGUAACAUAAGUGGGGUUCUCAUCUGUGAUUUUGAACGCUAAAUUUGGGACGGAGUAAAUUGAUUGGGUCAAAAUUCCCGAAAGAAAGAAAAGACAAACAGCAGAAAUGGAGGCUGAGGAAUUUAUAAAGGCGCCGACCUUGGAGGCAUUAGAGGAUGCCAGGAAAUCGGAAUUGGUAGCUGUGGCCAAACGGUUGAAUCUUGCUAAGGGGAAGUUGACAAUGAGGAGAGAGGAGAUACACAGAGCUAUCGUAGAGCACUAUGUAUCUAAAGGUGUGUUUCCCCAAGGGGAGCUGGGGGUGGUGUCUAUUGAAAAACCUGCUGGAGACGCGGUACAGGUGCAGCUUGAAAAACUGAGACUCGAGCACGAGUUCCGGGUACGGCAGUUGGAGCGAGAAGAGAAAGAGAGGGACAGACAGUUGCAGCGAGAAGAGAAGGAGAGAGAGUUAGAAAGGAAAGAGAGAGAGUUAGAAAGGCAAGAGAGAGAGAGGCAGUUGGAGCGAGAAGAGAGGCAGUUGGAGAAACAGAGGGAAAGGGAAUUCGAGCUGGAGAAGUUAAGGUUAAGGGCAGAGCAGGGGCUCGUGCCAAACCAAGGUGGAGGGUUCCGGGCGACCCAGGAGGUUAGGCUGGUUCCCCCAUUUGACGAUACCGACGUGGAUCGGUACUUUCUCCAUUUCGAAAAAGUGGCUAUAAGUCAGGACUGGCCGAGGGAUAAGUGGGCUGUUUUACUUCAGAGUGUACUGAAAGGGAAAGCCCAAGAAGCUUACUCAGCUUUGUCCGCAGAAGAUGCCCAGGGGUAUGAGGUGGUGAAAGAGGCCAUCCUCUGGAUUUAUGAGUUGGUCCCGGAGGCAUACCGGCAGAGGUUCCGGAAUGCGAGGAAGCAGUGGGACCACACGUAUUUGGAGUUUGCCCGUGAGAUGCAGACAUAUUGUGAGCGUUGGUGCGCCUCAAAGGGGGUAGAGGGGGAUUAUGACAGACUGCUGCAGCUGAUCCUGAUUGAGCAGUUUAAAGGUUGUGUCCCUGAGGGUAUGAGACCCUACCUAGAUGAGAAAGAGGCAGCCACGUUAGCCGCAACUGCUAAGUUAGCGGAUGAGUAUGCGUUGACGCAUAAAAUGAAGUUUGCCCCGAGUAAAGGCUACCAGAAGGGUAGUCAGGAUGGCGGGGAGAGUCCGCCAGAAAAGUCAGAAAGUAAGCCGGGGACUAGUGAGAAGGAUAAGGUAGACCCGGGAGCAGUCUGGUAGGAAGUCUCCUGGGGUCGUCUGUUAUAAUUGCGGGAAAGUCGGACACUUUGCGUCCAGGUGCUUUGCCCCAAAGAAGGAGAUUGGAAAAGGGAAAACAGCGAUUUUGACUGGCUGUAUCGAGCUGGUAAACGAACCGCUAGGGAAGGACAGGUCUGCCAAAGUUCAGGAAGGGCGCGAGAAGUUUAUCACGGCCGGAUUGGUGUCAGUGAAGGAGGGGUUAAAACCAGUUCCAGUGCGGAUCUGGAGAGACACGGGAGCAUGUCAGUCACUAAUACUGAAGAGUGUAUUAGAGUUUAGCUGAGAGACCCAGACUGGGGAAGUCAAGGUCAAAGGUAUUGGAGAAGGGACAGAGACAGUCCCUUUGCACCAGGUACACUUACAAAGCAACCUGGUCUCUGGACUAGUCACGAUCGGGGUGAGGUCCGAAUUACCGAUGAAAGGCGUGGAAGUCUUGCUCAGUAAUGACGUCGCCGGGGGAAUCGUGUUCCCAGUCGUGAGAUUGACAGGUCAGCCUGCCAGCAUUGAAGCCCCGCCCAUGGACUCACAGGUUCAUCACGGGACCGCGGUAGUGAAUUUAGCUGAGACGUUUCUGCCAGUCUUGUAACGGAAGGGGGUAGAAAGUGAAAAGAAGGAGUGUAGUGAGGCAAGAGGUAGUGAGGGAGCUGGGACAGACGUAGCAGUACCCAGGAAAGAAUUUGUGCAGACGCGGGAGCGAGACGAGGGGCUGAUGGUUUCGGCAGAGACAGCUCUCUCUGACACAGACUUGACAAGGAAACUAGUAGGCUAUUGUGUGGGGGAGGAAGUGCUAAGGAAGCAAGGGGGACCAAGUACCGUGCCCGCAGAUGAGGAGUGGGGGGUGGUGCAAAAGAGUUAUGGGGAUGCAGUUUUUAACCUGGCCCACGAGGUACCCCUGGUGGACAUUUUGCGGUACUGGAGGGAACAGUUGGUGGAAUCAUGAAAGAGGUUUACCGGCUGCCCAGAGGGAAGGAUGUUAUUGAUUAUGGCCGACGCGAACUGAGACGGUCACAGGCUUUUGAUAUGCUAACAAACCUAGUUGGUGUUAGCGUGAAAAUCAAUGAAGCUAAGGGCCCCCUGAUAAGAGAAAAAAACUAUUUUGAAAAGAUUAGUAUGGUAUCGAUCAGAUGGGAGAAGGCUAUUGUUUUGGCCAGGUCUGCUGAUAAGGUCUCUCCCUUAAUCCCCGAACAAAGCGACUCUUUAGGAGAAGUAAUUAAACAACUCGCACCCGUGUGUUUGAUUGUCCCGAGGCGAUGCAAAGAACUGGGAUGUUGGGUGGUGUCUGUUACAAUAGGUCAGCCUAGUAAACAAUAUUCAUAUAGAAUGAGUAAUUCAGUGACUAAAGGGCUGACGAACACAGACGUGUGUAUUGGCAAUUUAAUACGGCUGUCUGAAGCCAGCUUGAUAGUGAACCUUGAAAAAAAUGAGUUUGGCCACACGAAGGUCACUUACCUGGGAAUUGUGGUGACACAGGGGCAGCUGGCAGCGAUGCAAGCUACAGUGCAGGCUAUCACUGACCUCCCAACCCUGACAGACAAGAGGGCCCUCAGAAGGCUCUUGGAGAUGGUGGGGUACUGUAGGAAGUUUUGCAAUAACUCUGCGGUCACUACCCCUCCCCCUCCUACUAAGCCCUUGCGAGAGAAAACUAAGUCGGAAUGGGACGACCCUUGUUAUUGUGGUCCGGGACAAAACCAAAUGAGAGGUUACAUUGAUCGCAAUUCAUCAGUGUUUUUGGCCACUGUGAAGUUUGCUAAAUUGGAGCCUGGUCUAAGGGAUUAUUAAUAACACAUAUAAAAGGAACAGGAAAAUGUGAUUGCUGACUGUCAGGUGUUGACAACUUUAAAUUCUCUGUAUUAGCCAAAUAGCUGAUAAAGAUGUAUAUUUGUGUGUAUCAAAUAAUGUACUCAUGUUUGUAAUUUUUACCCCGGUAAAAAUCCUUAAAGGGGGGAAGUGUGACGAGAAUACACAUAAAUUAAGAUGUUUGCUGGCCUGGGCUUGCACCAGUGGCAUCAGCAGUUGGUCUGCCACCUGUCCUCAGGGGAGGGAGAGAUAAGGAACACAAUGAAGCAGCAUUUGGAGAUGUUAAUGAAGGAGCCAUCAGUCUGGGUAUUGUCAAGAUCGGCUUCCCCUUUGAACCCUGAACUGUUUGAAGUGAUGGACAGGCGAGGAAGGCUGGUUGCGGAAUCAAGCCAUAGACGCACAGGGUGGAAAGGCACGAUCAGCGGGAACCCGGUGUGUGUCCACCCUCGCUUGGGUGCCGGGUUCACUGCAGAGGAUCGACCGCAUCUGGAGGAGGGGUCACAGUCGGUGACCUCAGGUGACAUCACAAAGGACCCGCCCGAAAGCUGCUUGUGAGCAAUAUCGCCGGUCUGUGUGUGGAAGCCGUUUUGAAUGAUCAUUCGUUCUUGUUUUCUCUCUCCUUCCCCCCACAUUGUCCAUCGCCAUGGCAACGAUUACUGCGAACUGAACUAAAUUGAACUGGACUGUGUGUCACUUUGAAAUUGGUCAUUUACCCCUAGACAACGAUAGAGCUUGAUUGAUGCUGUUAUCUUAAUUCUGUGCACAUGUGUGUUUAUCAUUGCUGAACUGUUGCAUUUAUUAUCCUUUCGAUUACUGUGUUGCU
This is a messenger RNA of Mobula hypostoma (lesser devil ray), 10218 nucleotides long. RefSeq lists its product as uncharacterized. The transcript is spliced from 2 exons. Bases 6447 to 7580 code for a protein of 377 amino acids. NCBI's taxonomy places the organism in Eukaryota, Metazoa, Chordata, Chondrichthyes, Myliobatiformes, Myliobatidae. The record is from RefSeq and is a predicted model, not a curated record.